GCGGUGGCGGCGGCGGCGUUGGGGGUGCGGAGCCGCGGGAGGCGGAGGGAAAAGGAGAAUCUGUGAGUCGCCUAGAGGCAGCGUCGCGGCUGCUGCGAGGAGACCCCGUGCGGAGCCGGCGGCGGCCCGGCCGCUUAGGGCCGGGGCCUGGACUGGGAAGGAGAGGCCGGAGCCGCGCCGGGAGCCCGAGGCCGGAGCCGAGGAGAAUGUGACCGGGGGGCGCGGGGGCGCGGGAGUACGCGAGCGCAGGGAUGGGGCAGCAGGUGGGCCGCGUCGGGGAGGCUGCCGGGCUUCAGCAGUCGCAAGCCCGCGGGAUCCGGGGCAGCAGUGCUGCCAGGCCCUCCGGCCGCAGGCGGGACCUGGCGGGGCGCACGGCAGAGGCCGGCUUCAAUAUCUUCACCCAGCACGGCCAAGUUCUUCAUGCAACUCACUGAGCUGGAUUGAGGAAUGGGCCAGCUGGGCCUCUUCUCAGAAUUCUGAAGGUUCACUGGAAAUGAAACAAGAUCGUUUUGCCAGCUGUGUGGAGGAUGGAUUUGAGGGAGACAAGACUGGAGGCAGUAGUCCAGAAGCCUUGCACCGUCCAUAUGGUUGUGAUGUUGAACCCCAGGCCUUGAAUGAAGCCAUCAGGUGGAGCUCCAAGGAGAACUUGCUCGGAGCCACUGAGAGUGACCCUAAUCUCUUUGUUGCACUUUAUGAUUUUGUAGCAAGUGGUGACAACACACUCAGCAUCACCAAAGGUGAAAAGCUCCGAGUCCUUGGUUACAACCAGAAUGGUGAAUGGAGUGAAGUUCGCUCUAAGAAUGGCCAAGGUUGGGUGCCAAGCAACUAUAUCACCCCAGUGAACAGUCUGGAAAAACAUUCCUGGUACCAUGGACCCGUGUCACGCAGUGCAGCGGAGUAUCUACUCAGCAGUCUCAUCAAUGGCAGUUUCCUGGUGCGAGAGAGUGAGAGCAGCCCUGGGCAGCUGUCAAUCUCACUCAGGUAUGAGGGGCGUGUGUAUCACUACAGGAUCAAUACCACCACGGACGGCAAGGUCUAUGUAACUGCUGAGAGCCGCUUCAGCACCUUGGCAGAGCUUGUUCACCACCACUCCACAGUGGCUGAUGGGCUGGUGACCACAUUACACUACCCGGCACCCAAGUGUAAUAAGCCGACAGUCUAUGGCGUGUCCCCCAUCCAUGACAAAUGGGAAAUGGAACGGACAGACAUCACCAUGAAGCACAAACUUGGGGGUGGCCAGUAUGGAGAGGUUUACGUUGGCGUCUGGAAGAAAUAUAGUCUCACGGUUGCUGUGAAAACAUUGAAGGAAGAUACCAUGGAGGUAGAGGAGUUUCUGAAAGAAGCUGCAGUGAUGAAGGAAAUCAAGCAUCCUAACCUGGUACAGCUCUUAGGUGUGUGUACUUUGGAGCCACCAUUUUACAUUGUGACUGAAUACAUGCCAUAUGGGAACUUGCUUGAUUAUCUCCGAGAAUGCAGCCGAGAAGAAGUAACUGCAGUUGUACUGCUUUACAUGGCCACUCAGAUCUCUUCUGCAAUGGAGUAUUUAGAGAAAAAGAAUUUCAUCCAUAGAGAUCUUGCAGCCCGUAACUGCCUAGUGGGAGAAAACCAUGUGGUAAAAGUGGCUGACUUUGGUUUAAGCAGACUGAUGACUGGAGACACCUAUACUGCUCAUGCUGGAGCCAAAUUUCCUAUUAAAUGGACGGCACCAGAGAGUCUCGCCUACAAUACCUUCUCAAUUAAAUCUGAUGUCUGGGCUUUUGGGGUACUGUUGUGGGAAAUUGCUACAUAUGGAAUGUCACCAUAUCCAGGUAUUGACCUGUCUCAGGUCUAUGAUCUACUGGAAAAAGGAUAUCGAAUGGAACAGCCUGAAGGAUGCCCCCCUAAGGUUUAUGAGCUUAUGAGAGCAUGCUGGAAGUGGAGCCCUGCUGACAGGCCCUCUUUUGCUGAAACACAUCAAGCUUUUGAAACCAUGUUCCAUGACUCCAGCAUAUCUGAAGAGGUAGCUGAGGAGCUUGGGAAAGCCGCCGCUGCCUCGUCUGUUGUUCCAUACCUGCCUCGCUUACCUAUACUUCCUUCCAAGACCCGGACACUGAAGAAACAAGUGGAGAACAAGGAGAAUAUCGAAGGGGUGCAAGAUGCCACCGAAAAUUCUGCUUCCAGUUCAGCCCCAGGGUUCAUUAGAAGUGCACAGGCGCCCAGUGGGUCCCCAGCACUGCCUCGGAAGCAGAGAGACAAGUCACCCAGCAGCCUCUUGGAAGAUGCCAAAGAGACAUGCUUCAGCAGGGAUAGGAAGGGAGGCUUCUUCAGCUCCUUCAUGAAAAAAAGAAAUGCCCCCACACCCCCAAAACGCAGCAGCUCCUUCCGAGAAAUGGAGAAUCAGCCCCACAAGAAGUAUGAACUCACGGGUAACUUCUCAUCCGUUGCUUCUCUUCAGCAUGCUGAUGGGUUCUCUUUCACUCCUGCCCAGCAAGAGGCGAAUCUGGUGCCCUCCAAGUGCUAUGGGGGGAGCUUUGCACAGAGGAACCUCUGUAGUGACGAUGGUGGUGGGGGCGGGGGCAGCGGCCCUGCUGGGAGUGGGUGGUCUGGCAUCACGGGCUUCUUUACACCACGCUUAAUCAAAAAGACACUGGGCUUACGAGCAGGUAAACCUACAGCCAGUGAUGACGCUUCCAAGCCGUUUCCAAGGUCAAACUCUACAUCUUCCAUGUCCUCAGGGCUUCCAGAGCAGGAUAGGAUGGCAAUGACCCUGCCCAGGAACUGCCAGAGGUCCAAACUCCAGCUGGAAAGGACAGUGUCCAUCUCUUCUCAGCCAGAAGAGAAUGUGGACAGGGCCAAUGACACGCUUCCAAAAAAAUCAGAGGAAGGUACUGCUCCAACCAGGGAGAGACCAAAAGCCAAACUUUUGCCCAGAGGAGCCACUGCUCUUCCACUCAGAACCCCCUCUGGGGAUCCAGCCAUUACAGAAAUGGACUCUGCAGGGGUGGGGGUGGCUGGAGGGACAGCUGCCCCGAAGAGCAAGGAAAGGAAUGGUGGGGCCCGACUUGGCAUGGCCGGGGUCCCAGAGGAUGGCGAGCAGACGGGCUGGUCUUCCCCGGCCAAGGCUGCCGCAGUCCUCCCCACCACUCAUAACCACAAGGUGCCCGUCCUCAUCUCGCCCACUCUGAAGCACACUCCCGCGGAUGUGCAGCUCAUUGGCACAGACUCUCAGGGGAAUAAAUUCAAGCUCCUAUCUGAGCAUCAAGUCACGUCCUCUGGAGACAAGGACCGACCCCGUCGGGUAAAACCAAAGUGUGCGCCGCCACCCCCACCAGUGAUGAGACUGUUGCAGCACCAGCCCGUGGGCCCCGAGUCCCUGGAGGAGCCAGCCGCGGGGCAGCCCCCGGCAGACAGCCAGGAAGGAGGGAGGAAGGCAGCCCCGGGGGCCGCGCCCGUCGGCGGGAAAGCUGGGAGGCCAGUACUGCCUCCUCCUCAAGUGCCUCUGCCCACGUCUUCCAUCUCGCCCGCCAAAAUGGCCAAUGGCACAGCAGGUACGAAAGUGGCUCUGAGAAAAACCAAACAGGCAGCUGAGAAAAUCUCAGCAGACAAAAUCAGCAAAGAGGCCCUGCUGGAAUGUGCUGACCUACUGUCAAGUGCAAUCACAGAACCUGUGCCCAACAGCCAGCUGGUGGACACUGGGCACCAGCUGCUCGACUACUGCUCAGGCUAUGUGGACUGCAUCCCGCAGACUCGCAACAAGUUCGCCUUCCGAGAGGCUGUAAGCAAACUGGAGCUCAGCCUGCAGGAGCUGCAGGUGUCUUCGGCGGCUGCUGGUGUGCCCGGGGCAAACCCUGUCCUUAGUAACUUACUGUCAUGUGUACAGGAGAUCAGCGAUGUGGUGCAGAGGUAGCUGCUGUCAGCCUAGUGGAAAGGUGCACACGUCUGCGGGGAGAGGGAAAGGGACUUGUUUUCCUGUGUUCUUGUUUUCAAAAAAGGAAAGACUGAUACUUGAGUGUGUUUAUGUGAAGUACCUCAGAUCUCUGAGUUCUCACGUUUACAGGUUCAUCUCAAAAAUAACAAAAAGCAAAACACAUAGGAGAGGGAAAUUUGAUUGGGGGCAGGGUGGUAGUGAACAGGAUGGGAAGCAGCACUGGCACGUCACAGAAUGUGUGUGUGUCAGCUGUGAAGAGCCAGAUCCAGCCCAUUCCUUCCUGGAGUGCAGUGAGUUGGUUAGGGCUGCUGUCAGCAAGGCUGCAGGACUGUGCCCACGGUGGACUGGCAGCGGCACUCCUGCACCGCACAGAAGGGAGGUGACGUGGGCUCUGGUGGGUGCCAGUGGUGGUUAUGUUCCAGCUCACCUAAUGAAUGUGGUGGGACAGAGGAAAGGAAAGCUGGGAAGGUACCGUGACAAAUUCCAUUCAGGGCUGUUGGAAGCAGCCUCUCACAGGGUCACUGCUGCAGUGAGAGCUGUAUACCUGGUCGCUAGCGUACAAAACUGGGAAACCUGGGCCUGUCUGUACGCUUCUGUCCUAUUUUCCACUGGUGUGUUAAUUGGAGCUGGAAGUAAAGGAUGCUAGGAAGUAUAGUCAGGGAGAUUGAAACUUGCUCCUAAAAUCUUUCACUCAUUAGCAGAGGUCACUUCUCCCAGUCUAGUAUAUCAUUUCCUAAUGGACCAGGAUUGGCCUUCUGCUUGUUGGUGCCUAUCCGUAAACCAUAGGCAUAGGGUUGUCCUUAGUGGUUGUUCUCUGUCCCUUGCUGGACAAGCUGUCUGCCUCUAUUCCCGGCAGCAUUCAGGGCAUUAACCAGCAUUGAUUUUGAAAGUAGUGGGCAUGUGCAGGUCUCACAGGGGAAUCCUUCUCUCAGACAGUGACCUUGUGUACUGACAUACUGGCCAAGGACUUGAGCAGCUGUGUUUCUUUAUCAGCGGAGAUACCAGGGAAAGGGUCUCUUCUUGAAACCCAAUGGCCGGGUCUGUGACUGAGGAGAAGCUAGCUCGCUCCUAGUGGCUGUAUCUCUGUACCUUUCCCCUCCCUUAUCAACUUAGACCUAACCUAGAUAGAGAGUAGGGACAAGCAUUCUUUCACUCUCUGUGGCUUUCAAAUGAGUUACUCAAAUUAUUCUCAAAUGCCUUUCUCCUCUCACAUAUCACCUCCACUCCCCACCAUUGUGCUUGUUUGUAAAGAUCAUAUUGGGAAUAUAUUUUGAUAUUUGUCAUUUCACCUCUAUUUAAGAAUGCAUAGUUGAAGGAGCAGGUUAUUUCCACAGAACAAAAAUUAAAUUCUGGAAAGCUAAUGACUUAACCCUCAAAUGUGUUUUGCCCUUGAAAAACAGGUUCAUAUUGUUAUGAUUAUGGAAGCUAAAAUGGGAUCACGUGGAACCAAAUCUAAUUGGUUAGAUAUUAAUAUUCUUGAUGCCAGGUUUAAUUCGAACUACCACUUCAUUCUCUUCUUAGCUUUAUGACCAUCCCCCGACCCAAGGAGAACCCAAUACAAAAAAAUAAAUAAUGUUAUUUUUUCCUCCCAAAGGGUCAUUAACUUAGGAAGAUAGGAAUUCAACAUUGAUGAACAGUGAGUUCUCUUCCUGGCUCUGUCACUGAUCCACUGUCAAGCCACAACCCCAUCUCUUAUUCUGUUAAAUGAAGGUAAUGUUACGUGUUCCCAAGGGUGCUUGCCAAUAAGUGUAUAGCCACCCUUUGGAAAGCCUCUCUGGAAAGCUCUUAAGUGCAGUGUUAGGUUGAAUGGUUUUUCAUUCUCUUCUUUACUCAGUAGCAGAUAAUGAAAUUUAGAACUGCUGAGACUAUAUUAAUUGGGCUAGAAUACUAAGAGGGACACAAUAAGUUUUGGACAGAAUUUGGCAUCUUUGAACAAGGAAGAAAUUUGGAUUUCACUCGAAAGAAAGGAAACCUUGAUUCUUACCACAGCUGCUCCAGAGGAGAAACAGGUCAAGAAAAGGGUGAGCGGGGAGGAGGUGGUGCCGGCUCUUCCUCGUGCGGGCUUGGGAGUCCCUGUCUGCUGUCAGCCGCAGAGGUGGGCAGCUCAUGAUCUGCUUGAUCUCCUUACGGUGGUUAGAGAAGACAGUUCCCUUUAAUUUGGAUUUGAAACCAGUUCUCCUCCUCCCACCUUCUCUGCCACUCCCCUUCAUCAUGCACCUCCUUACACUUGAAAUUGUUUUAGCAGUUAGCCUUUUCAGGGUGGGGCAGGGAAAGCUAAAACAUUACUGUUAUGCUGCUCUGUAAAUUUAUCCCUAUCAUUGUGGGAUGCAAGUUGAGGGAUUAUAAUUGUUUUUAGGUUUUGUUUUUUGUUUUUUUGUUUUUUGUUCUACUUUAAGGGAUCUUUAGAGCUCUGAAAAUAAGCCUUGGAGGAACACUACUGAGUGGAUUUAAGCUCCCUGGUUUUCUCACUGAAGCACAGUCUUGAGGGUGGGGUCUGUGUCUUACUCAGGGGUGGCACCUGGCUCUUUCUUGCCUGUGUGGGUGCUCAGUAAGUUCAUGAAUUGAAUUGAUUUUUCUCAACACUGUCAGAGUAGCAUUAUUGUUAGCACACCCCAUCCACUUGCUGCAUGAACUGUAACUGGAGGGGUUGAGGGCUCAGGGUUCAGGUUAAAGAGGCACUGUCAACUUUUAGAAGUACAAUUUAGGUUUUUCCAUUUUAUACUCGAAAAGGACCAGAUUCCAAAAAUAACCUUAUGUAAAUUUAGAAGUUUGAAUUCAAAGCAGAGAAAACUGCUUCUAGGCACUAAAACAUAGUUUAAUCCUGUCUCGUUUAAAAGCAAAGCAGAUCCAGCAGGAGCAACACACUUUUACAGGUGUUGAAAACUUCUGAAUUGAUUAUAUAGAUGCACACAUCUGGGCUUCCACAGCUUCCGUCCUUUCAUGUAUAUAUGGUGGGAUUUCAGUUUAGAUUUUCAAUCUUAAAAUGCAGUGUUUUGUGUAGAAUACAUCUUAGUUAUGCUUUACAUAAAGUAUUUUCUUAAAAGGUUUUGUGUAAAAUUUAAAUGUAUAUGUUUUCCUAUAGACUUUCAUUGUGAUUUUCAGAGAUACAGCCUUAAAAACAAAGUGGCCCUAAGAAAUUCAUUCCGUAUUUUUCCAUGUGACCUCUAUCCAUUAAGGUCAUUAUAGUGGAGACCCUUUCCCAGCUGUAUUUUGGGGUUUAAAUUAGAAUUUUCUUAUAAUUAAAUUGAAAGUUGGCUAGUAAAAGAGUGCCCAGUUAAUAAAACAUGCUGACUUUGCUGAGGCACAACCCAUAUAUAAAUAUAUAAAUAUGGAGCUUUUGUGUUUGAAGGAUACAGUAUAGCUAGUGAUUAACAGUUGAGACUUUAAAGCCAAUCUAGAAGACCAGUCAUUUAACCUUCCUGAGCCUUAGUUUCCUCACUGGAAAACAGGGAUAGUAAUAGUAACUACCUCAGGGUUGUUUAAGGAUUAAAUGAGAUAAUGUAUGUAAGAUACUUAGUUUGAGUGCCUGGCACAUGAUAAGCACUCCAUAAAUGUUAACUACUGUUAACAUAGUCCAGGGAGUCUGAGCCAGGGGCAUGCAGCACAGUUCCCUGGGGUUUAAACAACCAAACAAAAACCUGAUGCAUCAGCCUCACCCCAGAUUGGAAUUCCUGAUGCAGUGGGGUCUCAGCCUGUGUGGUUUUCCAGAAUCCCUCCAGAUACCCAGCACUGUCCAAACACUAUGAGUACCCUAACCCUUUUCUUUACAGCUUAAGAAAUUGGAAGAGAGGAUGAUUCAGUUACUUGUAUGUUAUCCCAGAGCAGGUAAUUAGUGGCAGGGCCAAGGCUAGAGUUUGGGUUCCUUGACUUUCUGGUUGCGGGAUCUUUCCACCAUUCCUGCUGCCAUGUGAGACACUGCAAAACAUGUUUAAAUUGACAAUCAGUCUGCACCGUGCUGCACACUAAUAAAGCACACGCUCCUGGCACUCUCUAACCUCAAGGGGCUUGAAUGUUGAGUAAUGGGAACACUAGCAAAGCAGGUAUUCAAUAGAACUCAGUAAUUUAAAAAAUUAUAUGGGAUUCUUUUGGACAUUUCUCAGCAACAUAGUAAUGUGCACUUUGUAAUAAAUACCAACUUGUUUUUAAAAACCUAGUCCUACUUUCCUUUUUCUUAAAAAAAAACCUUUAUUGUUCCAUAUCAUUUUAAUGACUAUGAGAUAAUGUGUAUGAAAGCACUUUGAGAAAAAUAUCAAAUGUAAUAUAACUAAAGGUGGUGUUAUUAAUGUCUGUUUAGAAGAUAAACCAGUUAAUUAGGGGCUGAUUGACUUAAUAGGCUUUUUACCUGUAGGGGACCUGAAAAGGCACUUAAUAAACAACACCUCUAUAAUUUAUCACAUUUCUAAUGAAACUGCUAAUUGAAUAUGUGCAGGUAUAGUAAGUGUUUUGCUAAAAUUGUAGCUUAGCGCUAAAUAAAUUCAGAAGAUAAGGGACCAACUUUCUGGUUUUAUUAUAGUCUUUAAAAAGUCGGUAAUGUGUACUCACUCCAGAGCAAAGUUCUUCCAGGGACUUUGACUCAGGAACAGUGUGGCCCUCUUGCCCUCGAGCAUUUGUCCACUACACGUGCAGCAAUCCGUGUCCUAAGUAUGGUGGGAGCAGGCGCGCUACCUGUUGAUGUUGACAGUGUCUUUUCUAACCUAUGUCCUGUGUGGUUUUGUUUCGGUUUUUGGGCGGGUGGGGUGGGAGAGGGAUUAGAUGGCCAGAGUCAGUGCACUUUGGGAAUUACUUUUCUAGGAUUUCCUUCCAGUUAUAAAUGAGCUUGACAUUCAUCCAUGUUCUUUUUUUUCUAAGAAGAGUAGCUGAACAUAGCUCACCUAUUAGAUUAUAAAAUACCCAAGAGUAAAUCGCUUUGGUGGCUGCUUUUGAGUUACAAUCCCAUGCAUUCAGACCUCUCUCCCAUUACCGUUUUUGCUACUGAUGUCACCGUUGCUAUUGGUCUGUGCCCCCACAGAAGGUCACAUCGGGUUGACAGGGUUGUCUGCAUUUUUGUUCUUGAUGAUUUUGAGGUUUCAUCAUCUUCCUUGCAUUAAGAUGUUCUAUCUGGAUUUGGGGUCCAUCUCUGCCCUAAACGUCUGUUAUGACCAGUCAUCUUUGGGUAGGUAGGUUUUUUUGUGUGUAUUAAUAGACUCCAGCUGUCCAUAUCUGUCUCAUCUUCUUGCAAGCCAAGUAGCUCAGUUCUUUUGUAAAUGCCUUCUUUGGUUUGGGAUAUGUGGGAGCAGGAGAGAAAUAGGGAAAGACAGCUUCAAGGGUUAUACCUUUCUGGAAGAAAGCUUACACCUUUCUGACAAAGGCAGGCAAAAGCAGCCCCAAGGGCACCUGUCCUUUCCAUGUGACAACCCAGGGAAAUUGCUGCUAGCCUCUCCUCACUAGUCAGAGAGGAGAGGCCUUGGCUGCUUCUAAAACGUGUCCCACUCUUACUAGUCAGGAUAUUUAUAUCUUUUGACUAGAGUUCCAGCUUUCCAACUACCAGACUUCAAAAAAUAGAAUGCAAACCUCGCUGUUUUUGACAAGCCGGUAGUGUCUGGAGUACUAAUUACCAUUACCUGUGCCAGACAUCACCAUUCCCUGCCCUCCUAUGUCCUAAAUCUAAAGGACAGGAAGUUAGGAAAGGCUCUUCCUUGUGAUACUCAGGGUGAGAAGAUUCCCUGCCCCUCCCCCGGUGAGGAUGCUGAGGCAGGUCACCUUACCUAGGCUGGCUUGCAGUCAUGGAGAUCACUCCCUGAGCGCUGCACUUUCAGAGAUGGGUUUCACGUGCUUUUCAGAAGAAAGGACUUGUUGCUGGGUUGAUGUUGCGCAGUUAUUGAACUGGAACUGGUAGAAAUGAGCUUUGUAGGUAGCAGUGGCUCAGAGUUCCAAUCAGUAAGAGUUCCCCACUUGAGAUGUUCUCCCCACAUGGGGUGCUGGUCUGGCAGACUGCUUUUCCCCAUCCUGCUUGGUGAGCUGGGGGAUGGACCCUCUAACUGGACCCUUCCCCCCUCCAAGUGCACUUAAUGUCUUUGCUUCUAUGUACCAUUAUAAAUUUGAAAUUGUCUCUUAGAAUUAUAUCCUUUAACCUCCCCAUUGCUGAGUGACCUAGCACAGCAGCAAGGCCCUGUUAACUUGGUCUGAGGUCACAGGAGAGGAAUCUUCAACCCUGCAGACCCACUUAGGAAAAAUAUGUCUCCUUUAAGUUGAAAGGUUAGGCCCAGCAUUGUCCCUAGACCAUACCCUGCACACACCCUCUCUCUGUUCUCAGAGGUUCUUUAUCACUGUACUCGAAGUAACAAGUUUCCAGGUCUUAACAUGUCACUCCAAGCUGUUGAGCUGUACACACAUGGCUUGAGGUCUCAGAGCAUUCUAGUUAAUUCUUUAGGACACAGUGGAGAUGAAUUGUCCAAUGUUAGGAGGCUUUUCGAAAGGAAAUAUAGAGAGCUUUCAUGGUUGGAGCUUGCUUAGGUUUGCUUUCGAGCAGUUUUAAAUUGUGAUUAAGCACCAUAUAAGGAUGCUUAAUUUUCAGCCGUAAUAACACAGAAAUGCCAAAUAAAUUUAUUUUUUAUUCUAAAUAUAUUGCAGGAUCCUGUGAUGCGUUAGAGUUGUCAGUGGUGAAUUCUAAACCCUAUUCUGCACAGUUCAGAUGUACCAUACCAUGUGUGUUGUGAGAAUGCCACAAGACAGAGAUGUUUCUGGUGGAUGAGGGCCAGGAAUGCCAGCCUUUCUCCAUGACAGCCACUGUUCUUGGGACUCUGUUAUGAGAGAAAUUACUAUUCAGAAACUAGAAAGGACAGUGAGGUACUCAUCUCAUAGUUCUUUUGGGUGUGUUUGAAAACUCAUAUCUCAGAUGUGCCUGGAGGGUACAUGUUAUGCCCCCACACUGACGUGCUCCCUAAGAAAGGAGGGGAGAGUUAGGGAAAGAGGAGUCAGAUCUGCCCCUGUGGUGAACAGGUCGACUGAGCUGUUAAUGCAUGCUCAGAACCCCAUCUCCUGGGUAGACCCCACAUUUUUCCUUCAUUGCAAUCUGAUUCUGUAAUGACUAUCAGUGGAGGAACCCCAGUUUUAUGCUCGCUUGACAAAAGUAACUGAAUAUUUCACAGUGGUUGACAGAACUUUGUCCUAAAACAUAUGAUCCAGAUUUUUUAAAACUGAUUUAUACCAAAGGUCACGCUUUGCAGGUGUGUACAUGGUGGGUGCAUAGACAUUGAGGUCUGGAGGGCCUGGCCCUGGAAGCAUUGCCAAGGAGACACAGUGAGACGAUACGGGAUUUAGCUGAAAACACACCAGUCAUGGGUCACUACCAGUGUUGUCAGGUAUUUGUUCUUAAUUGUUAUGUAAUAUAAUAUUUUCAGUUGUUUUGUUUUUCUAAUUUAAUUCUCUCUGUUGUCUGACUGUGAACUGCUAACAGUGUUAAACUUGAUGUAAAUAAAUGAGGCCCUUGAAAGGGGAAUGCUGUC
Manis javanica (Malayan pangolin) is the source of this 11391-nucleotide messenger RNA. It is a transcript of the gene ABL2, whose product is annotated as ABL proto-oncogene 2, non-receptor tyrosine kinase. Gene Ontology annotation, molecular function: ATP binding; protein binding; non-membrane spanning protein tyrosine kinase activity. NCBI's taxonomy places the organism in Eukaryota, Metazoa, Chordata, Mammalia, Pholidota, Manidae. Gene Ontology annotation, biological process: protein phosphorylation. The record is from RefSeq and is a predicted model, not a curated record.